CUAUAUCUAAAUGUGUGUGUUACACAUAUGUAAGUAUGUAUGUAUGUAUGGUAUGGACCGCGGUGCAUCAUAACCGCUUGAUAUGAAUAGAAAUGCUAAAUAUUGUUUGGUACAUGCAACAAAGCGUGUCCAAGAUAUUAUAUAUACGUGUGUGUGUGAGCCUAUGUACUUGUGUGCAUAAAAAACAAAUGCAUACUACUUAACUGCAUAUACAGGGUGUUAAAGGAAGAAUGUGACAUAUUUAAGGAGGCCAAAAUAUUAUGGACCAAAAGAAACCAAAGUUGGAUUUCCAAAAUAUUUAUUUCCAAACACCUGUUUACUUCCUAAGCGAUUUUUAAAAGUAUCGAUAAUUAGUACUGUAAAAUGGGCAAAAUGUUCAGCACUAGACAUUCAAUUGAAAAUUGUACCCAACAUAAAUUCAUAGCACUCAGUGCUGGCUCACAAUAUGGCACUCAAAAUUUUGUUUUAAUACAUUGAGCAUUCUACAGAUUAAUGAGAGUAAAAGGAAGAGAGAUCGUGGGGAAAUUGUAUAAAGAAUGAGGAAUAUUCUUUUGGUGAAGGGGUAUGGGGGGUAUUGUUAUAACAGAUCUUUGAAAAAGCGCUAUCAAAAAAUCACAAACGGUGCUUCUGCGUGUAUUAUUGAUUUAAGAAGUGUCUGCUUACGCUCUUUAAAAAGAAAAUUCAAUAUUGGGCAUUAAUUUAAAUUUCAAUGAAAUGGUUACUAUUAAAUAUAUUGCUUAGGGUGGUCGAAAAAAAAUUGUAUUUUUGUUGCUGCCCCUUACAUUUUUGCUAUGAGGCACUUUUUUUCAUUUUUUCUACAAUAUUUAUUUAAUAUUUACGCCUGUCGCCAAUGCCAUCAAAUUUACCGUUGAAUCCCCAUAAGAAAAAUGCACUUUUUCAUAAAUUUGGUAUAAAAUGUUUAUGGAUAGAAAUAUUUAAUCUCCGCUUUUAAUUUACCUUCAUAAAUGACAAAAAAAAAGAAACUUUUUAAAAAAAUUUUAAAAUUUAAUAAAAUUUUUGCAUGGACUCUGAAAGUAUUUAUUUUUAAUUUUGGAGAGGGAGGAGAGUUUAGAAGUUUUGAAGUGAAACUUCUUAGACGUCGAUAGACGAGCGAGAAUGGAGAGUAAAAUUUCAAGCCCAUGCAACGUUUUGGGCAUUUUCGUUCCGCGAGAGAGAAAAAAGAUAUAACGUAGAGGGAAAAGAGAGAGCUAUACUUUAUAUAUAUCAUAGAUACACUUUAGGCUAUUUUUCCUGAGUUUUUCCUUGUGGUUGCUAAUUUCUAGUGAAAAAUAACACUGCCUAUGUUUGUUGGCGCUUGUUUGUUGGUGCAAACUUGUAGGAAAUAUAUUUUUGGUGCCUACUGUUUGUGGCGUUUUUUGGUCCCAAUUUUUUGGCAUUUUUUUUAUGUCUACUUUUUGGAGCUUAUUUCCGUUUUCUGGCUAGUGUUUGUGCGUUUUAUAAAGUGCUAUCCAUUCCGGCGUCAGAUUUUUCGGUAUUGCCUUGCGGUAAUUUGUGCCGUUGCUGUGGUCCUGGAAUCGCUGCGUUUGUGCGGAUGAUAAACGCUUGUAGUAGUGCGCGUUGUUGCCACGGUUUGUGGCCGGUCUCUCCCUCUUUCUUUGUCUGCCUUGAAAGUUUUACUUCUGUUAUGUGUACUACGCUACACGCACUUUUAUUUUUGGUCAUCCCAAUAUACACCAUUUGCUCUGUUACCCUAUUUUGAAGACAUUGGUUAAGUCAUCGAUUACUUUUUGUGUUGUUUUCUUUCCAAAUUGAAGAUCUUGAGGCAAUUCAAAAGCUGUGCUUUCUUAAAGGCUCUCUUUGCUCAAUUUUUUUUGCUCGAAUUCUCUUUAAGUAAUUCGUUUCUGCAGCCCUUCAACGCUAUUCACAGAAUUACCAUAGAUUAGUGUGCUCUGGAAGUAGGUACCGACCUUUAUCAUCCCGAUAAAUAAUGAGAACAGAAGAAACACAGAGAAGAUUCCGUCGAUUUGGAUAAGCCUAAGCAUAAAGACGACGAACUUUGGGGACAAUACCAUGAAAUGCAUGCCGGUUAAUUCCAAGAAUGAUGAAAAAAUAUUGCGCCCAUCAGAUAUUGUGUGACGUUACAUUGUAGUUGCAGCAGCAUGAGAGAAAUGUGUAAAUGCGAGCUAGAAUGCAAAAAGAGGAAUAAAAGACACAAACAAUGCGCGAAUAAAUUGCACAAGUUCUUUGUCACAAUCGCUGUGAUUCUCUAAAAUUCGCUGUGAGCAAAGUAGUGGUACCACCUUUUUAUUCUCUCCAUAGUGAGUUCAAUUCUGCUUCUGUUUCUUAGAAGAAACAGUCAUAGAACGAAAACUUGUCAAAUUGUUGAGUUCGAAAUAAUGUUUCCGAUGUUGAAUUAGUAAAAAAGUCUUGAAAAACAUUUAUUGAUGGUUGGUAGGUCAAUUACGCUUGAUAGUUCGUGAGAGAAGCUCUUUGUAUAAUUAUAUGGAUAAUUUUCUUCGAACUCAACACAAAUAAUUUAGCAAAGCAUCAGCCGACUAUGAUAAGAAUACCCGAAUAAAUAAAGAGUAAUAAAGACAUGCAAAAGUACCAUAACACCACAGCCGUUAGUUUGCUGACUCAUGUUUAUUAGGUCAUUUUCUGUUGUUGUUUUGUUUGGUCCAUGUUAUUAACUUUUUAAAUAUUUUAGUUUUUCUAACACCCUUUAUGGGCAAGAUUUUCUGUCACAAACAGCUGUGUGUAGCAACGCAGUUGUUGAGUUAUGAAUACGUCAACCCAAAGAUAGACGGUGUUAAAAGCUAGCCACGGUGUUAGCCACGACAGUUUUAGUGCUAAAGAUGACCACUAAACCAAAUAUAAAACAAAAAACAAAACAAAAAAAAACUGCUGUGUGUGUGCGCUGAAUGUAUUUACAAAGCUUCGUGGUGCACUUGCCAGCUUUUGUUCCGGCAUUUAAAAUACUAACAAAAAAACAAACAUAAUACAAAUUUUUGAAAACAAAUUAUUCAUUUGCGAAUAAAUAAAACAGUUGUAUACGAAACUACACACACACACAUAUACACACUACACUAUUUAAAUAUGAUAAUUGUGAGUGAGUAGCAGAGUAGUCAAGAGCAAGUGAAUUGUGCUUCUCAAUUGGGAAGAUCGCACCUAGUUGAGAACAUUGCUUACGCUCUCCACGAAUGCAUAGCGUAGAUCACGCCGUUGGGCGCGAAUGGUGAGAGUGGGCCAAACAUUAAUCAGUAACUCACGCCACUAGCUUUGGUGGGCAGCUACGUUGUGCUCAUACUCGUGUAUGCGUGUGUGUGCAGUACUCGUAUUUGGUUAGUUUUCGAUUCCGCAUUGCCAGCGUCAUUGUUGUACCUUCGCCGAAAGCCGGGCAAAGCAAAGCUGUGCAGCUGUAGUGAGAUUUUAGUUAACGCAGAUAUUCCGAGACAUAACGACCGUAAAACGCGGCGGCAGAACGCGUUUUAAACGAGAAAAAAAAAAUAAUAAUGUAAUAGGAAAAAUGCAUUUGGGUUGAUCUUGAUCUCAAAUUUAAUCCUGUCGUGCAGUGUAGUAAUAACAACUGGUCAACAAGAAAUAUGAUUCGUGUAGAACAAUGAACUACAAGUGCAACAAAUGACUCACAGCCCACCACUUAAACACCCUAUAAUAAUGAAAGAAAACUUCGCCCUUCUAUUUCAGCGAAUUUUAAACGUGCAAAAAUUGUAAUUUUUGAAAAAGUGAACAUUAAAGAGAAACUGUAACUUUGCGAAUUUUAUAAAAAGCAUUGGUGAUAAAAAAGGAAUACUUGAACUAAGAAACGUUUCCUAAUACAAAAAACAAAAGACUACGCAUAAAUAUACUUAUAUCCGCCAUACGUAUCACAACCAUCCACAAUAAAAGCCAUGGAUUUGAAUUACCUCGAUUACCUCGCAUACCUGGAGACUUUUUGGGCUUACUUUCCCUACCUCUUCUACGCGUUCGUCUUUCUCACUCUUAUACCGAAAUCCAUACGCCGCAUCAAGGCCUUCGCUAGUGCCGACUACGAGGCCAAUCGUCACAAAUACCAUCGCUGCUAUGCGCCGGAUAUUUGCUGCCACACCUUGGGCGAGGCUAUGCCCAAGCCCAAGCCGCGCAAGGCCGUUACGCGCGUCUAUCCGAAACGUCACAGCACAGCGGGCAGUACAGAAGCGCACUUCGCCAAACAGGAUACGAACGCCAAUCAUAUAAAACGGCAGGUAGAACCUGCCUCCAUACAAACGAACACGCACGUCAAUCAAAUUGCGAAAAUGUUCGAGAAUGUGCCCACAGUGACCGUGUCGCCAGUGCUGUUGGGCAAGAAAAUCAACCGCGUCACACCAACCCUACAAUGUUUGGAGGACGACGACAAUAUAGCCGCAGCAGCGCCAACACCACCAAAGCCCACCACAUUGAAUGCAUCGCGCCUCUCACAGCUCCUCUCACAGGAGCAACUGGAGAACUCACUGAGUUUGCUGCAGCAAGCAAACACGGAUGAAGAACAGAAUUGGAUGCGCGAAUCACCGCCACGCCGCACACGCCGCGAAGCGUCAAAUACGCUAAAUUAUGGCGCUGGCACCUCCACUACGCCAUCGACAGCAUCACCGGCUGCCUCAUCGCCACUCUCCGACUCACCGCCGCUAUCGUCUUCGCCACUCGCAUCGCCGGUGAUGUUCCGCCCACAGCUCAAUAUGAAAUCCAGUUUGGAGGACAUUUUUGCUGCCAUCGCGCGAAAUGCAGAGAAAAACGAGAAUUUCAUUUAUGCCGGCUGCAAGACACUGCCGCCAGUCACCUCCAUCGAUGAUAUACUUUCACAGCGGCGCCUCUCACGUCCGCUCUCCGCAUACUCGAUCAGUGAUCUCUUGAACGAGGAAAGCAGUGCGAAGGAUGAGGCGCGUGUUGAGGAUUUUCUCACUGUGCUCAACACAACUUGAACAGGCAGCGAAAAGCAAAGGAAAAAAAAGGAAAGGAAAGAGACAUAUUCAUACACAGGCAUGCAGUUUGUUUGGGGCUGUGAAGUUGUAUAUGCAGGCUGUAACGGAUGUGUGCUUAUUUAGGGUUUAUAAAUGUAUGAGAUAAGUGUGUAAGCGCUUCAAAGUAGUAUAAAAUACUGGAUAAGCACGUUUGUGUGUGUGUGUAUUCAGUAUACAUUUGUAUGUAUGUAUGUAUGUAGUUGGAAGUUUAGCCUUAAGAAAUAUAGCAUCGUAAAAGUUGACAGCUGGCGGUUAGUAGUCGCAACCAAAUGUCAAAGUGCCAUGCAAGCAGUGCCUCGCCAUCAACAAAAACAAAUAAUAACAACAGCAACAGCAACGUCACAUUAUGUAGCCCGUGCGCCGCAGCGAUUUAACCGGCGAACAGCUGCAACUGCAGCUGGCCCCAACGAUGAGUCACACAAGUCCGCCGAACGUCAGUCAGAAGUCAGCGCAAAUUUUUGCGGAAUUUUCGAGAUACAUUAUUUUUUUUAUUUUUAUCUCAUUUUAUCUAUGUAUCCAAUGACGUUAGUUGGUUGUAGUUAAAUGUGUAUUUGUAUGGGCUUGUAAAAGCAGGGAACUCCAUGCAAAACUGUGAAUAUCCAAUUAAGUUUUAUGACUAUUAUUGCGUAAAUCUUUUUAUGAACAUAAUUUGUAAUUAUUAUUACUUGUAUUUUUAAUGCAUUUGUAUGUAUGUACAUUUACGUACAUAUAUAUUCAAGCGAGUAUAUGAAAGAAACCGUACGUGUACUUCAAUGACAACAGGUCAAUUAAAAUCACAACAAAAAAGAAGAAAAAAACAAGUUAACUGACAUUUAGCCAUUAAGCCAAUAGGAGGAAGUCGUCUUUUGCUGGUCUUUAGUCGUGUCUAAGUAAUGAUUUGUGUCAACUAGACAUUAAACUCGUGGAAUGCGACGAAACUUUUACUCUCAUAUUUAGCUUUAAAUGCCACGAUAAGUGUUGAAUUUGUGCAAUCGGCUGUUUUAUCGCAAUUGCGCGUUUUUUUUUUGCACUCGAGCAUAUACAGUGCGCCAAGUGCUGACAAUUCCGGUUUUACAUAUCCAUAAUUGACAAUUGUUUGUAUGAGUUUGUCUUGAUUUUGGCUGUCACUCGCUUGAACGCAUUUGUUAGUUCGAACUUGGCAUAUUUAGAAAUUUUUGAAUACAUUAAAAAAUUAAGGGUUUUUCGGAAAACGCGCCUAGAUGUUGCACGUAAAAAUUUAGACUCUUUCAGCUUUCAAUAUUUUUAUUUAAAAUAAGGCUGCUUGUGAAAAAUGACACUGACAUGAGCACUUCUACGGGUAAAAUACGCCAAACAGUCAAGUUCAUUAAUGCCAAUAGGCCAGGCCCGUCACAAUGGGUUCGUUGCGUGCGUUGCAGCAAGGAAUUUGACUGACGGCAAAAUUUAAGGGGUUAUAUACCUUGUGAGCCCGAAAAAAUGGACGAUUGCCAUAAUUUCUUUUUAAAUAAAUAUCUUUUAGAACUUUUAUUCAAAUGAGGCAUAUAUCAUACUGAAGGGUAACUCUCGAAGAAUACAUUUUGGUGUUUUUAUUUUAAAAAAUGCUAUUAUUUAUUGUUGAUAUCGCCCCUCCUCCGAAACGCCGUUUUUUAGAAGAGGCUUGCGGUGAUCACGGUAGCGCGUGAGCAGCUGAACUGAAAUCAAAAAAAUUAAAUGAUUAUUGUAGAAAAAUGUUUUUUAGUGAAUCUGAACGGUUUAUUUACCCAAAAAAAAAUGUUCUCGAUAUGAAAACCGUUCUGCACAAAAAAAAAAAAAAUUAUGGAGGGGUUGAAAAAUUAAAAAAAAAAAAGUUAUUCCAGCGAACUAUGCAAAUAUUUAUAAAAACAGAUU
This is a messenger RNA of Anastrepha ludens (Mexican fruit fly), 6800 nucleotides long. RefSeq lists its product as uncharacterized. The coding region runs from base 3870 to 4916 and encodes 348 amino acids. NCBI's taxonomy places the organism in Eukaryota, Metazoa, Arthropoda, Insecta, Diptera, Tephritidae. The transcript has 2 exons. The record is from RefSeq and is a predicted model, not a curated record.